CUCACAAACUAUGACUUCAACUUAAUAAGAAUCAAACCCUCUCUCUUAUAAUCUCCACACACCUUUCUUUUUCUUUAAAACAAAUUUGUGGGCAUGAAUACUAUUGUUAGAGCUAUAGAGGACUCUCCUUUGAUACUCAUCUAACCACUUUCUUUAUCUCUCAAACACUUUCUCCUUAAUUUAUUAUUAUUAUUUAUAUCACAAUAUGGAAGAAGAAGUCAUUUGCAAUGAUGCUAUAGGAAAUUCUAGGGUUGUUGAAGUUCCACAUUCUUCUUCUUCUCGAGUCAUGUCUUUUAAUGGAAAACGACUAAUUAUGGAUGAGGUUGAUUUCUUUGCAGAGAAGAAAAUGAGUCCAGUUAAUGACCUAACACUACACCAAAUGGAGCAUCAUCACGUAGAUACUAGUUUAGAUCUUCUCACAAAGAUUUCUCCUAGCAACAAACUGGAUGAUAGAGAAUAUUCCAAUGCAAGGAACGAAAAUGAGUAUGCUGUUGUGGUAGCUAAAUUGCACGAAACGAAUGCUGAAAAUCAACGUUUAAGAGAGCUAAUUGAUAGGCUUAGAAUUGAUCACAAUGCCCUAGAAGAGCAUAUUAUGCAGCUGAAGCAGAAACAGAAUAAACAUGAGACUAAUGAUGAAGCAACUGAAGAAAAGAAUGGUAUGAAUAUGAUUCUAAGGCCAUUCUUGAACAUGGGUGAACCUUCACAAGAGAGAAAAAACAUGGUUGACUUGAUGGAGUGCGAUAAAAAGAGUACUCAAAAGUUAUGCAACAAUGGAGUUAUACAAGAGAAGACUGAAAGGGAAGAAGAUCAUCAUGAGAAUUCACCAUCUAAUAAAGCAUUAUCAAACCAAGUUCCAAGACUGAAUUCUUUCAAUGGUGUUGAUGAUCAAGCAUCAGAAUCAAUGAUCAAGAAAGCUCGUGUCUCGGUUAGAGCAAGAUCGGAAGCUAAUAUGAUUUCAGAUGGAUGUCAAUGGAGAAAAUAUGGACAGAAGAUGGCAAAGGGAAACCCAUGUCCAAGAGCUUAUUAUCGUUGCACAAUGGGGACUGCUUGUCCAGUUCGGAAGCAAGUUCAAAGAUGUGCUGAAGAUAGAAGUGUUUUGGUAACAACAUAUGAAGGACAACAUAACCAUGCUCUACCACCAACAGCAAAAGCAAUGGCAUCAACAACAACAUCAGCAGCAUCAAUGCUACUUUCAGGACCAAUGACAAGUGUAGAUGGUUUAAUAAAUCCAACAAUAUUAGAAAGUGGAUCACUCCCUUGUUCACACACCAUGGCAACACUCUCAGCUUCAGCUCCAUUUCCAACUAUCACGUUAGAUCUAACUGAAGAAGCUAUCAAUAAUUCCUCACAAAAACAACUACAACAAGGACAGUUUAACCUCCUUCAUCCCUUUUUGGCUCAGAAAUUUAUGUCAGGUUCAAAUAUUUUUGGAAUGGAAAAUGCUUCAUUUGUUGAUACAGUUAGUGCUGCAACAGCUGCUAUGACUUCUGACCCGAAAUUCACUUCUGCUUUAGUUGCUGCCAUAACUUCCAUCGUUGGAAGUAAUUCAAAUCCAAAUAAUAAUGGUACUACCAAUGGUACAAGUGGAGACCAGAAUUGCAAUAAAUCAUAAUUUAAAGACUUCACUUGCAAUAUUAAGCAUGGUUUUAAAUUGCAGUCCGCGACCGCAAUUUUGGCAGCCGUAUAAAGAUUUCUGAGCUCUCUUUAUUGGCAUCGCAACUAAAAUUUUGGCUGUAUGUGUCGGUAUUUUUACUAUAAAGGUUAACAGCAUAACUGCAACUGCGGUUGCAACCACAAUUUAAGACUGUGUUGGGAAUGGGUAGUUUUUUUAUUUUUCCUAUCCUCUUGGAUAGAUGGAGAACUUAUUUCCAGUCAUUCUUUAGGAUUAUAAUGAUCUCACAUUGAUUAAUUGUUGCCUUUACUAUUCAUUUGAA
Molecule: messenger RNA, 1934 nt
Organism: Medicago truncatula (barrel medic)
Lineage: Eukaryota; Viridiplantae; Streptophyta; Magnoliopsida; Fabales; Fabaceae
Product: probable WRKY transcription factor 31
Exons: 6
Coding region: 206-1612 (468 amino acids)
Biological process (GO): regulation of DNA-templated transcription
Molecular function (GO): DNA-binding transcription factor activity; sequence-specific DNA binding
Source: RefSeq, a predicted model, not a curated record